UUCUAAUAAUCUGACUGUUGAGCAGGCUGAGAUGAGUAACAGACUGUAAUGAAGUAAUAGUUUUGUUUUGUUUUUUUGUCUUGUAGCUGAUAGUAUUCUGUUGUAUUUUUCACUUCUCAGUAAUCUUGAAAAAACUGCUAUACAAAUGGCAAUGCAUAUCACUGUUACAGAUAUAAAUGACAUUAUAUCCAUCUGUAUUAGUGGGUGUCAUGGAAACCAAGCUACAAUCUACAUAAUGCACUGUUUUACAUCAUGUUUACAGUCAUACAUCUCAAUCCUAUAUGUGUGCUUCACGUGUUUUGUUGUGGUCCAACUGAAUAUUGCGUUUUUAUUGUAAUAUCGCACGUUAGCUAAUUUCCAAUGAGUUGGAAAUGCCAGAUGAACUUCAGGAUUUAAAAAAAAAGAAAAAAAAAAGAUCUCACUUUUGAUCGCUAGAGGGCGGUAAUGGACUAUAGAAAUAGUUCCUCUACCUUGAAACGAAGAGUAAGGCCAAUGCAGCGUUCAUGAUUUUCGGACAAAACCACUCCACAAAGACUUUAAAGCCAUAUCACGAAUGUGUUGACCUUACACACUUUCUAAAGCGUAAUAUGUCCAGCAGUGGUUGUAGUUUCAGUUACUUAUAGUUUGUCUUCAUAGAUUUUUAACACGUGUUGGGCAGACAUGCUACUAACUGGCUUUUUUUAAUGCAAAAAAAUUGAGGUGAACGUUAUUUUCAAGGAGGAUACUCAAAUUCCCAUCUUUAUCGUAUGCCUCAAACACGUCUGAAGAAGAGAAGGUUGCUCAUUAGUUAGCUGGUUAGCGACUGCGUAAAGAUGCAAUUGGCUUUAAGUAAAACGUUUGGACAGAAACCAGUGAAAUUUCAAUUAGAACAAGAUGGAGACUUUUACAUGGUUGGCUCAGAGGUUGGAAACUAUCUGCGCAUGUUCAGAGGCUCUCUGUAUAAAAGAUAUCCAUCUUUAUGGAGGAGACUGGCCUCAGUGGAGGAGAGGAAGAAAAUUGUAGCAUCAUCACAUGCCACCAGUGUUACUUUGCUGAAGGCAUCAGAAUGUGAAGAAAUCUUCGAGGGGAAUGAUGAGAAGUACAAGGCAGUGUCCAUCAGCACAGAGCCCCCAGCUUACCUCAGGGAGCAGAAAGCAAAGAGGAGCAGUCAGUGGGUCCCCACGCUGCCCAACAGCUCUCACCAUCUUGAUGCUGUGCCUUGCUCCACCACCAUAAACCGCAACCGAAUGGGCCGUGACAAGAAGAGGACCUUCCCCCUGUGCUUUGACGACCACGACCCUGCAGUGAUCCAUGAGAACGCAGCUCAGGUCGAGGCACUGGUUCCCAUUCGUCUAGACAUGGAGAUAGAUGGACAGAAACUGCGAGAUGCCUUCACAUGGAACAUGAAUGAGAAACUGAUGACCCCAGAGAUGUUUGCAGAGAUUUUAUGUGAUGACCUGGACCUGAAUCCUCUGGCCUUUGUUCCCGCUAUUGCCUCAGCCAUUCGUCAGCAGAUUGAAUCCUACCCCACUGACAGCAUACUGGAAGAGCAGGCAGACCAGAGAGUCAUCAUCAAGCUGAACAUCCACGUGGGAAACAUUUCUCUGGUGGACCAGUUUGAGUGGGACAUGUCAGAGAGAGAGAACUCGCCAGAGUCUUUUGCACUGAAGCUGUGCUCUGAGCUGGGUCUGGGCGGAGAGUUUGUCACCACUAUCGCCUACAGUAUUCGUGGUCAGCUCAGCUGGCACCAGAGGACCUAUGCCUUCAGUGAGAACCCACUCCCAACAGUAGAGAUUGCCAUCCGCAACACAGGUGAUGCAGACCAGUGGUGUCCCCUGCUGGAGACCCUCACAGAUGCUGAAAUGGAGAAGAAGAUCCGAGACCAAGAUAGGAACACAAGGCGUAUGAGACGAUUGGCCAACACCGCUCCUUCCUGGUAGAAAGCUGCAUCGGAUGAUGUGUCCUCUGGAGACUCCUGUUACUCUGAAAUGAUCAAGUAAAUACACGCAGAGUUACAUAAACACACACACCCACACACACACACACACACACACACACAGGUCAUCCUUAAAGCAUCAAUGAAGCAUCUGGAUGUUCCUGUAAACAUGACUGCACUCACUGACAUGUGGUCAGUCUCCAUGGGCACCUCACUGAUUGAACACAACACAUACAUCCAGGCAUUCCGUAAUUAUGUUUCAUCUUGCCUUCAGCACAUUAGUCAUAGCAGCAGUUCAAAUGUAACCCAACAUCACUGUUUGGCAGUGUUUUUUAAUUGAAGGAGGUUGAUCUGAUGUCUGUUACCUAAAUUACUGUUACACACACACCAUACCAUGCAACAUUCACUCUACACAUGUCAACUCAAAACUCUUGGCAUUGCAGAGCAAUGACUGAUUUUAAUGAUUCUGUAUGAAUACAGUAUGGACAGCAGUUAUAUGACAUCACUAGGGCAACUCUCCAGCAGUCAUUUUCAUAUCCUCAGACCUUUAUCACUCCUGUACUACAGGUCUGCGGGUUUCUCUGUCUGCCAGGGUCAAAACUCCAGUUGAAAAGACUGAAAUAUCUGUGACUGAGCAGUUGAAAUUAGAUCCUGUCUUUAUCGACGUUACUAUUGCACUAUAGGUGUUUUUGCAGCAGACAUUAUGAACACCUUGGAAAGAAAAGUCUUAUUGAUUCCCAAUACCAAUAUCAAUGGCUCUGGAUGGAAUGAAGUCAUUUGUAAUAUUAUUAAUACUUAUGCUUUUCCUGCUAUGACAAGUUAAAGGCCCCAUUUACACUUGUAAUUUUAAAUGUCUGAUAUUGAAGACACUUUAAAGGGAUAGUUCAGUUUUUUGAAGUGGGGUUGUAUAAGGCACUUAUCAAUAGUCAGUAUAUUACCUACAGCAGAUGUCAGUCGGCAUGCCCCCAGUUUGGAGAUGCAGGCGGGAGUCCAACAUGGAAACUAAGCAAAGUAUUGCUGUGGAGGGGUCAGCAACAAAUUGUAUUUUAGCUACCUAAAAAAGAAUUCCAUAUCAAUAUAAAUGUAUGCUAUAUUGAUAAUAUUUUCACUGUUUCACGCUAAUGUCAGACAGUGAUUUUAAAUAAAAUUCAAUAA
Molecule: messenger RNA, 3070 nt
Organism: Epinephelus lanceolatus (giant grouper)
Lineage: Eukaryota; Metazoa; Chordata; Actinopteri; Perciformes; Serranidae
Product: SWI/SNF-related matrix-associated actin-dependent regulator of chromatin subfamily B member 1-like
Biological process (GO): chromatin remodeling
Cellular component (GO): nuclear chromosome
Source: RefSeq, a predicted model, not a curated record